AAAUAGAAUGGUAGGUUGUGUAAUACAUAAAGCAGCCUUGAUCCUCUUUGUGGUUUGGAUUGCGCUUUGUUAAUCUACAAGAGCAAAGGACUCACGCUGUUCGUUGUAGGGGUCUCCCGGUAAUCACCUUGCUAUUUACCAACACAUCGCUGGGGACACUGGCAGAGAUCUCACGGCGCCGCCAUGCCUCUGAUGCAGUCCCCGAGUAGACCCUCCUCUAGCAUUCCUUGCGCCUGCGCAUUGAGAGGCCGAGGAGCAGGAGCCAACUGGAGCACCUAGCAGGGGAAUCCUGCCAUAUAGCGGCGCCGAGUAUGACUCACUUGAGGCACCCUUGGAAGGUUAGCACCGAGCAGGCUGUGGACUAGCCUCCAGGAUCUACCUUAGCUCUGCAGCUGUGUAUGAGUCCUUGUCUGUCACCGUACAGAGGGAGAGUCCUGCUGGAGGUCUGCCCAGCACCCUGCCUGAUCACACGGGUAUCUUCGGCUCUGCACAAGGGGGUUCAGCAGCUGGGAGAUCCUUUGCAGCGCAUUGCACAAGGAAGGCAGCAGCACUCAGAGCUCCUGCAAAGCACUGCUCAAGGAAUCCCCCGGCACCACAAAGAGCCUCUACAGCGCACUGCACACGGGAUGCGGCACCACUGAGCUGCAGAGCACUGUGCAGGAUCCUUAGUAGCUGCAGAGCACAGGAGGGAGCAUUCACGAAGGCUAAAAGGUUGCAGAGCACCGUGCAGGAGACUCGGCAAAACAACUAGCGGGUGCAGCGCACUGUCCUGUGGAUUCAGCACCCCUGGUAGCUCAUGCAGCACGGUUUCAGCACUCAGGAUAGUUACUGCAGCGCACUAGCCCGGAAAGCCCCAGCAGCGCACUGUACCAGCUAUUCAGCACCCCGGAUAGCUCCUGCAGCGCACUGUCCCGUGUAUUCAGCACUCGGAUAGCUCCUGCAGCGCACUGAGCAAGGACUGGACACUAGGAGGACAUGAGAUUAUGAGCGCAGGAUGAUGGCCCCUCUCUUCAUGCAGCUCUGUCUGCUUGGGCUACUGAGAAGAAGUGUGGCUACCGACACAGAGGAGAGGCUCGUCGAAUUUCUUCUAGAUCCUUCUCGUUACAACAAGCUGAUCCGUCCUGCCACUAACGGCUCAGAGCAGGUCACUGUCCAACUAAUGGUCUCUCUGGCACAGCUCAUCAGUGUGCAUGAACGGGAGCAGAUAAUGACCACCAACGUAUGGCUGACUCAGGAAUGGGAGGAUUACAGGCUAACCUGGGACCCAGCAGAAUUUGAUCAUAUGAAAAAAGUCAGGCUUCCCUCUAAGCACAUCUGGCUUCCAGAUGUCGUACUCUACAACAAUGCUGAUGGGAUGUAUGAGGUGUCUUUCUACUCCAAUGCUGUGGUUUCCUAUGAUGGAAGUAUUUUUUGGUUACCCCCUGCUAUAUAUAAAAGCGCCUGCAAAAUCGAGGUCAAGCACUUCCCUUUUGACCAGCAGAACUGUACUAUGAAAUUCCGUUCUUGGACAUAUGACCGCACAGAGAUUGAUCUUGUGCUGAAGAGUGAUGUGGCUAGUCUUGAUGACUUCACACCUAGUGGGGAAUGGGACAUCAUUGCUUUACCAGGGAGACGAAAUGAGAACCCAGAGGACACAACCUAUGUGGACAUUACUUAUGAUUUCAUAAUUCGACGCAAGCCCCUCUUCUACACCAUCAACCUCAUUAUACCUUGCAUUCUUAUUACAUCAUUGGCCAUCCUUGUCUUCUACUUGCCUUCCGACUGUGGCGAGAAGAUGACAUUGUGCAUUUCAGUGCUGCUUGCAUUAACUGUCUUCCUACUUCUGAUUUCCAAGAUCGUACCUCCAACCUCUCUGGAUGUGCCACUGGUGGGCAAAUAUCUGAUGUUCACCAUGGUUCUAGUGACUUUUUCCAUUGUAACCAGUGUUUGUGUGUUAAAUGUGCACCACCGUUCCCCUACAACACACACCAUGCCCCCUUGGGUCAAAGUGGUAUUCUUAGACAAGCUUCCAACUUUACUCUUCAUGAAACAGCCAAGGCAGAACUGUGCCCGUCAGCGACUUCGACAACAGAGGCAAAGCCAGGAAAGAGCAACUGGAAGCUUUUUCUUAAGGGAUAGCGCCAAAUCCUGCACCUGCUAUGUUAAUCAAGCCACAGUGAAAAAGUAUGGGGGACAGCUUCCCGAGCUACCAGAGGGGGUUAAUGGGUUCCGAGACAGGCAAGGAAAAGUACGACAAUGUCUUUGUGGCUUAGAGGAGGCUGUGGACGGAGUGCGCUUCAUAGCUGAUCACAUGAAGAGUGAAGAUGAUGACCAGAGUGUGAGUGAAGAUUGGAAAUAUGUUGCCAUGGUGAUCGAUCGCUUGUUCCUGUGGAUUUUUGUGUUUGUAUGUGUCUUUGGGACAAUUGGCAUGUUUUUGCAGCCACUUUUCCAGAAUUACACAACAAACACCCUGUUACAACUAAACCACGCAGCUCCCAACUAACUCUACAGGGAUACACAGAAGAUAUCGACUUGUACGUGGCACUAAUUUUUGUUCUGGUAGGAGAUGCAAAUUCCCUGAACUCCAGCCAAAAACUGCAAUCCACCUGAAGUGUUUUAGGAACAGUGGCCCACUUCGAAAAAGAGUUAGUAUCAUGCCAACGUAUCCAAAAUGGAAUUCUUCUGCAUUUGUUUCCUCCUAACACUCUCAGUGAUGUUUAUAUUCACUGCGGAAAACUUCCUGUGCACUUUUUUUGCGAAUCCGCCCUACAAACAUCAUCUUAUCUCAAGCAAUAAAGCUACAGAUGACAGCUGGAUCCAAAGCUAUUUAGUCCUUAUCCUUGCGCUAGGGCUGUCCCUUAAUCACAAAAUAAUUUCACUUUUAGAUUUUAGAAGGCCCACUGAUUAGACUUCAUUUUCCCAAGGAAGGAAUUUGACCGCCCUCCCCUCUUUAUGUCAUUUUAGUUAAAAUACUCACUUCUAUUUAAAUGCAAGGCUGCAUUUUGAAAUGAGUCAUGUACAAAAAAAAAGUAUGUUAUGCAGACCCUUUUGUGUUUUGAAUUUUCUUGGUUUUUUUUUUUAGUUUACAGGUUUGAGAUAAGGUGAAUGGGCAAGCUGGUUUGCAGAGCCUGGCAUCUGCUUUUGCAUGUUAGAGAAGUUGUUUGAUGAAGGUAUGUGUUGCAAGCACCUUCACUGGUUCUCUUACUUAAACUAAUAUGUGUGACACACAACCUGAGAAUAGUCAUGUUGUGAUCUGCAGGUAGUGCCUACUUG
Molecule: messenger RNA, 3252 nt
Organism: Pelobates fuscus (common spadefoot toad)
Lineage: Eukaryota; Metazoa; Chordata; Amphibia; Anura; Pelobatidae
Gene: CHRNB2
Product: cholinergic receptor nicotinic beta 2 subunit
Exons: 6
Coding region: 995-2482 (495 amino acids)
Biological process (GO): chemical synaptic transmission; nervous system process; monoatomic ion transmembrane transport
Cellular component (GO): plasma membrane; neuron projection; postsynaptic membrane
Molecular function (GO): transmembrane signaling receptor activity; acetylcholine-gated monoatomic cation-selective channel activity
Source: RefSeq, a predicted model, not a curated record